Messenger RNA from Dendrobium catenatum, 1767 nucleotides. RefSeq names its product quinolinate synthase, chloroplastic. Bases 1 to 1482 code for a protein of 493 amino acids. NCBI's taxonomy places the organism in Eukaryota, Viridiplantae, Streptophyta, Magnoliopsida, Asparagales, Orchidaceae. Gene Ontology annotation, cellular component: chloroplast. The transcript has 7 exons. Gene Ontology annotation, molecular function: quinolinate synthetase A activity; 4 iron, 4 sulfur cluster binding. Gene Ontology annotation, biological process: 'de novo' NAD+ biosynthetic process from L-aspartate. The record is from RefSeq and is a predicted model, not a curated record.
AUGGCGCCGAACAGUGACUCUCAUUACGUUGUAGUGGAUUUACAGGCCAAGUUCCUAUCUCCUGAUGAGUUGAAGAUAAAAGAACUCGUCAAUAUACUUACAGAGAAGAAAAUUGGUGUCGUUGCACACUUCUACAUGGAUCCAGAAGUUCAAGGCAUCCUAACCGCUGCACAGAAGCAGUGGCCUCACAUUAACAUAUCUGAUUCGUUAGUAAUGGCAGACAUAGCUGUCAAAAUGGCAGAAGCUGGAUGCCAGUACAUUACCGUGCUUGGUGUGGACUUCAUGUCAGAAAAUGUCCGUGCAAUACUUGAUCAAGCUGGCUUUGAGAAGGUUGAAGUCUAUAGGAUGUCAAGUGAGCAAAUAGGUUGCUCAUUAGCUGAUGCUGCAGAAAGUCCGAUGUAUGUGCAUUUUCUUGAGACAGCUUCCAAAUCACCACCUUCUUUGCAUGUUAUUUACAUUAAUACUUCCUUGGAGACGAAAGCUUAUGGACAUGAGAUGGUGCCUACAAUUACCUGCACUUCAUCUAACGUAGUGCAAACUAUCCUUCAGGCCUUUGCACAGGUGCCCAAUUUGAAUAUCUGGUAUGGUCCAGAUUCUUAUAUGGGUGCAAACAUCACAGAAUUGUUCAACCAGAUGGCUGGCAUGACUGAUGAGGAGAUUGCUGAGAUACACCCAGAACAUAAUAGGAACACAAUCAAAUCUUUAUUACGUCAACUACAUUAUUAUCAGGAUGGGAAAUGUAUUGUCCAUGACAUGUUUGGUCAUGAAGUUGUAGAGAAAAUUAAUGAGCUAUACUCUGAUGCAUUCCUGACAGCUCAUUUGGAAGUUCCUGGAGAAAUGUUCUCUCUUGCAAUCGAAGCAAAAAGAAGAGGAAUGGGAGUCGUGGGCUCUACCCAGAAUAUAUUAGAUUUCAUCACACAAAGAGUACAAGAUGCUUGCGACAGCAAUCGUGAUAAUCAUCUACAGUUUGUAUUGGGAACAGAAUCGGGAAUGGUAACAGCCAUUGUUGCGGCAGUACGUAGAUUACUUAAUUCUGGGGAAUCUUCUUCAAAAAGCUCAAAAACCACUGUAGAGAUUGUGUUCCCUGUAUCAUCUGAUUCGAUGAUUAGAACAUCAUCAAACGAUUGCCAUGGACUAAGUUCAGCUUCAUCUGAUGAUAUUGCAAAACUAGCACUUAUUCCUGGAGUGGCAGCAGGUGAAGGAUGUUCUAUUCAUGGUGGUUGUGCUUCCUGUCCGUAUAUGAAGAUGAACUCCCUUGGAGCUCUGCUGCAAGUUUGCCAACAACUAUCCGAAAAGAAUAAUAGUCCUUCCGUUUACCGUGCUAAAAGAUUCAAUUCUACUACCCCACUUGGAAGAUCAAUUGCAGAAGUUGGAUGUGAACCAAUCUUGCAUAUGCGGCAUUUUCAGGCCACAGGGAAAUUGCCAGAAAAACUUAUUCGUCAGAUUCUCGAUCAGCCUAUUGAGGAAGCCGUAGCUUCAUGAUAGUUACUCCGACAGAAUAUAAUAUUUCAAUCACUGACUUGCCAAUGCAUAUACAACAGAAGACAGAGCAAAUAUAGAGGUUCCUUUCAUUUGGUGUCAUAGAAGUGUUCUCAAUUUUUCUUCUUGUCAGCGUGUCUGUUUAAUCUUAAGAUUACUAAUAUCAAUAUUGUUUCAUCGAUAUAGGAAAAGUUAUAAUGGUUUAUAUAAUUGUAGAAUGGGAUGCAACAUUUGUAUGAGGCCAUUUUGAAAGAUUAAUGGACCUGUUGAUGCUAUAUGUCAAUCUUA